AGUUGGGAGAACCUCAGAGGUCUAUUGGAGGUCAGUGUGGGUCCUUCUAAUAGCAACUGCUGCAGCAAAAGGCCUUUCAGAUAACCGUAACUCUUCGUCUCGGGACACAGUCUCUGCCUUUCUUCAUAUACACAGGACUGUGUAUAGAGGGACUGGUCAGUGCAGACAGUCAUGCAGGCUCAGGAAGUCCUGAGACAUCUGCGGAUUCCCGAGCUGGAUGACCUCCGGCAGUAUGUCCGCGGCUUGCCCACCAACGCGCUCAUGGGCAUGGGCGCCUUCGCUGCCAUCACCACCUACUGGUUUGCUUCACGGCCAAAAGCCCUCAAAGCACCCUGCGACCUCAGUAUGCAGUCAUUGGAAAUACCAGGUGGAGAACAUGCGAGGAGGUCUAUGCUGAAUGACAGCAACGAGCCACUUGCGUAUUACUACAGCGAUGCACGCACAAUGUAUGAGGUGUUCCUACGAGGGCUCAGAGUGUCAAAUGAUGGACCUUGUCUCGGGUCGAGGAAACCGAACCAGCCGUAUGAGUGGCAGUCUUAUAGAGAGGUGGCAGACAGAGCGGAGCACAUUGGCUCAGCUCUCCUUCACAGAGGACAUUCUCAUACGGGGGACAAGUUUGUCGGUAUUUUUUCCCAGAACAGACCAGAGUGGACCAUUUCAGAGCUGGCCUGUUACACAUACUCGUUGGUGGCUGUCCCACUGUAUGACACACUCGGCACAGAGGCCAUCAGCUACAUUAUCGACAAAGCUUCCAUUUCAACAGUGAUCUGCGACGUACCCGAAAAGGCUCGGAUGAUGCUGGACUGCGUCAGUGGAAAAGGGCGGACGAUAAAGACGAUUGUCCUCAUGGAGGCGUUUGAUGCUGAACUGGUGACACGUGGACAGGAGUGUGGCAUUGAGAUUAUGAGUUUGAAGGAGUUUGAGGCCUUGGGGAAAGCCAACCACCAGAAACCUUUGCCCCCUACACCAGAGGACCUCGCAAUUAUCUGCUUUACAUCAGGAACCACGGGAAACCCAAAAGGCGCAAUGCUAACUCAUGGAAGUGUGAUCUCCAAUACUGCAGCUUUCAUUAAAGUAACCGAGAUACACUGCAUGCUGGACCUCCAUGACAUUCAUGUGUCCUACCUCCCCCUAGCUCACAUGUUUGAGAGGGUUGUACAGGGCGUCAUCCUCAUCCAUGGGGCUCGAAUUGGCUAUUUCCAAGGAGACAUUCGACUUUUGAUGGAUGAUUUGAAAACACUGAAGCCAACAGUCUUCCCUGUGGUCCCACGUCUCCUCAACCGCAUGUUUGAUAAGGUUUUUAGUCAAGCCAACACACCGCUGAAGAAAUGGCUGCUUGAUUUUGCUUUCAGGAGGAAGGAGGCAGAGCUUAAAAAUGGUGUGGUUAGAAAGGACAGCAUGUGGGACAAACUAAUCUUCAAAAAAGUACAGGCGAGCCUGGGCGGCCGUGUGAGACUCAUGAUCACAGGAGCAGCUCCAGUGUCUCCAACCAUCCUGACGUUCCUACGAGCUGCACUGGGCUGUCAGUUUUAUGAAGGCUACGGUCAGACUGAAUGCACAGCCGGGUGCACCAUGUCCCUUCCCGGGGACUGGAGUGCAGGUCACGUCGGGCCUCCUUUGCCCUGCAAUGCUGUCAAACUGGUGGAUGUGCCAGAAAUGAACUACUUUGCAGCCAAUGGAGAAGGAGAGGUGUGUGUCAAAGGACCAAAUGUUUUCCAGGGAUACCUGAAAGAUCCUGAGAAAACAGCAGAGGCAAUCGACCAGGACGGGUGGCUCCACACAGGAGACAUUGGAAAAUGGCUUCCUAACGGUACCCUGAAGAUCACUGACAGAAAGAAGCACAUUUUCAAGCUGGCACAAGGAGAAUACAUCGCCCCUGAGAAAAUAGAAACCAUCUAUAACCUCAGUGAUCCAGUGGCACAGAUAUUUGUUCAUGGCGACAGCUUACAGGCGUGCCUGGUGGGGAUAGUGGUACCUGACCCUGACUUUUUACCUAUUUGGAUCAAGAAAAAAGGGUUUGAAGGAUCCUACUCUGAACUGUGCAAAAACAAUAAUGUGAAGAAUGCCAUUCUGGAGGACAUCCUGAGGUUGGGCAAAGACGCAGGACUCAAGUCUUUUGAGCAGGUGAGAGAUAUCGCAUUACAUCCUGAGUUGUUUUCCGUCCAGAACGGCCUGCUGACACCCACCCUGAAGGCCAAGAGGAAUGAGCUUCGGAGCCACUUCAGAGAGCAAAUUGAUGAACUCUAUGCCAAAAUUAAGAUGUAAACUGUCUAUCGAGGAGUGCUGUGGGGUAGGUGACAAUCAUUCAGAGCAAGCAGCCAGAACCAAAUAGUUUGUAGAGGAGGAAUUCCCUCAAUUUUUCUGCCAGUGACAAUCCUCAGAAUUUUGAGGGAAUUAGUUUCAAACAAACUGAGUAAAUGAGAUUGAAGUACCUAAUGUCCCAGCUUCGUCUCACACUUGUACCACUUAAUCUUCCUAAAUCAGUCCAGAAAAUCCCAAACAAACCAUUGUGUGUUACUGGUGUAAUGUAUCUAUAAAGUUAGGAUUAGGAACCACACAGGGGGAAAUUAUGUGACUUGCUCAUGCCUUAAAUGCCAUUAAGCCUGACUCCUUCACAGUCAGAAAGGUCCAGCCCCUGAAAAUAUUUUUGCUUCUUUUUUUGUUUUUAAAUUCUUGGGGAAAUUCAGUAAAAAAAAAAAGAAAAAAAAAUCAGAUAAACAAGCUUUUACAUUGGUGACAAAUAUCAACUAUUUAUAUAUCAGACUAUUUAAUGCUGUCUGUAAUCUAUUUAAGUUGCUAUUUAAUGUAAUCAUCAAACAUGUAAAUAGUGUAUCUGCUUGAAAAGUCUAUUUGUACGCAGGGUGCCUGAUGUUCUGUAGCUGUGAUUGCCUGCAUUCCCUUGUUUCUCAGUCUAUAGGCUAAAGGACUGAUAAACCUGUUUUAGUGCACAAUGUAGUUGAUAGCCUAUUGGGAAUCUUGUUGGUUGACAGAAUUUUUGUUCCUAUUUGGUUGUUUUUGUUUUCUUUUUAAAUAUUGCAUGGAAAAUAGUGAAUCUUAGUAUACUGUACAGUAGCUCCUUCAGUGCCACAAGUUGCAGGAUCAAGCUGCAUAAUGUAAUUUGUAAAAUGCACAAAUCUUCUUGGGAAGUAUAUGUGUAUCACAGUUCAUUUAAAGAAAACUGUUUUUGCAAAAUUAAUUCCACAUCUUCAUCAAGAUUUCACAUAAAUUUUUUCACUUACAGUCUUGUGAAACUACUGGAGCACCAUUUCAGCAAUUUGGUUGCGAAUUCAAAUUUUUGAUUGCAUUAUGAUCAUUACGUACAUUGCAUUGUGUCGAGGACUCCUCAACGGUUAAAGCCAUAUUGUUGUUGCUGUUGUUUUUUAACGUUUAUGAUAUCAAAAGGACAAAGAUGCUGUUUUUGUGCUGGAGUUAUAAGUACAAUAUCUUUAUCUGUCAGCUGUACCAAAUAAAUAUUUUCUCCAAAA
Molecule: messenger RNA, 3485 nt
Organism: Scatophagus argus
Lineage: Eukaryota; Metazoa; Chordata; Actinopteri; Scatophagidae
Gene: acsl1a
Product: acyl-CoA synthetase long chain family member 1a
Exons: 21
Coding region: 172-2265 (697 amino acids)
Biological process (GO): very long-chain fatty acid metabolic process; long-chain fatty-acyl-CoA biosynthetic process; long-chain fatty acid metabolic process
Cellular component (GO): endoplasmic reticulum; membrane
Molecular function (GO): arachidonate-CoA ligase activity
Source: RefSeq, a predicted model, not a curated record